AUGGAUCUCCUGCAGAAGAGCAAAUACAGCCACCUGCGGAAUGAGUCCGUCUCCUCCCUGGAGGAGGCGGGGGGUGGCGGGGGGGCCCCGGCCUCCCCCGUGGAGUCCCUUGCGGGCACGCGGUCUCUGCCUGGCUCCCUGUCGUCCUCCUCCCUCAGCCCCAUGCUGCCUCUCGGGGAGCUCUCAUCCGAGUCGGAGGACAGCCCCACCACCCUCUGCUCCUUCUUCCCCAAAAUGGCCAACCUGAAGCUCUCGAACCCCGCCAACCUGCUCAGCCUGCGGGGCUCCUCGGCUGGCAGCCUCAAGGAGCCCGGGAGCCCAGGGGAGCCCGGCCCGGCCGGGACGCUCGCACCGGCACCGGGAGGAGCCGGCGGCCCCGAUUCAGCGGGACCUGUCGCUGUCUGUUCCCAGGAUAUGAACAAGCUGAGCUGCGGGAAGAAGACGCGGGUGGAAGGCGGCCAGCUGGGCGGCGAUGAAUGGACCCGCCACGGCAGCUUUGUCAAUAAGCCCACGCGCGGCUGGCUGCACCCGGACGACAAGGUCAUGGGCCCGGGGGUCUCCUACCACGUCAGGUACAUGGGCUGCGUGGAAGUCCUCCAGUCCAUGAGGGCUUUGGAUUUCAACACCAGGACCCAGGUCACCAGGGAGGCGAUCGGCCUGGUGUGCGAGGCUGUGCCCGGUGCCAAGGGAGCUGUGCGGAGGAGGAAGCCCUGCGGCCGCUCCCUGAACUCCAUCCUGGGGAAGAGCAACCUGAAGUUCGCCGGCAUGCCCAUCACCCUGACCAUCUCCACCAGCAGCCUCAACCUCAUGGCCUCCGACUGCAAGCAGAUCAUUGCCAACCAUCACAUGCAGUCCAUCUCCUUCGCUUCUGGUGGAGACCCGGACACCGCUGAGUACGUCGCCUACGUUGCCAAAGAUCCCGUCAACCAGAGAGCCUGCCAUAUCCUGGAGUGCCCUGAGGGCUUGGCGCAGGACGUGAUCAGCACCAUCGGGCAGGCCUUCGAGCUGCGCUUCAAGCAGUACCUGAAGAACCCCCCGAAGCUGGUGACGCCCCACGACAGGAUGGCGGGGUUCGACGGCUCUGCCUGGGAUGAGGAGGAGGAGGAACCAGCCCCAGACCACCAGUACUACAACGACUUCCCCGGCAAGGAGCCUCCCAUCGGGGGGGUCGUGGACAUGCGGCUGCGGGAGGGGGCUGCGCAGACCCCCAACCACCUGGGGGCCACGCUGCCCAUCGGCCAGACGUCUGGUGGGGAGUACGACCCCCGGAAGCAGCACGCUCCUGCCCAGGCAGGGAGAGAGAAAUACCCGGCUGCAGCAGGCGCGGCCGGCCGCACGGACCUGUUUGAUGACCCGUCCUACGUGAACGUGCAGAACGUGGACAAGGCGCGCCAGGCGUCAGCUGCCGGCGCCCCCGCGACAGCCAACGGCAGCGCCCAGCGGGACCUUUUCGACAUGAAGCCCUUUGAGGAUGCCCUGCGCGUCCCCCCUGCCGUGCCGGUGAGCCUGCCGCCGGCCCAGGUGGUGGCCUCCAUGGAGGAGCAGCUGCGCCGGGAGCCCUGGUACCACGGGAAGAUGAACCGCAAGGAGGCCGAGAAGCUGCUGAAAGUGAACGGAGACUUCCUGGUGCGGGAGAGCACCACCACCCCGGGCCAGUACGUGCUGACCGGUUUGCAGGGCGGGCAGCCCAAGCACCUGCUGCUCGUUGAUCCCGAAGGAGUGGUGCGGACAAAAGACCACCGCUUCGAGAGCGUCAGCCACCUCAUCAGCUACCACAUGGACAAUCACCUGCCCAUCAUCUCGGCUGGCAGCGAGAUGUGCCUGCAGCAGCCUGUGGAAAGGAGACUGUGAGCGCCCGGGGGCCCUGGUGCGCGGCCCCCCCCCCCGGCCCCGCUCCCUGCCCCAGGGGGGAGUGCUUGGACUCGCAGCCGGGUGCCCUGCCCGGGACUGGGCUCGGACUGCCUGGGGAUGGGGAUGGCCCCGGCCCCGUCCGCCACGUGGAGCUGGCGGCUGCGGGGGCAGCGUGGUGGGAGCUGCCUGCAGGGCGGGGGGCUGUCGUUGCCAAAGCCCCUGCCUCCCCCCAGCUCCAGCCUUUGCACAGCAGCUCAGCUCGAACCAAAGCCUGGCCCCGGGCGGUGUCGCCGCAGCGUGGUGCGACCGCCGGCCGCCCUCGUGCUCACCCACGGGGGGCACGGGCCCUCGGCCCCUCGUCCCGCCAGCCCCAGGGGGGGGUCCGGCCGGGGGCCUCCCCAGGGCUGGGCCCUGCGCUCCCCAAGCACAAGGCCGGGCGGCCGCGCACCGAAUGUACCCGAUCACUUUAUGUGUUAACUGUGCCUUGACCCCGCAGGUCCCACACACUUAUGCAAUGCAGCCAGGCGGGGGGGCGACGGCCCCGAGCCCCCUCCGGGCCCUGCCGAGCCCCUUCCCGGGCACCCUCCCCGGGGGCUGGGGGGGGGGUGGGGGUGACCGGGCCCUGCCGCAUGCACCUCGUUCCCCGAAGCCAAAGCGCAGCCCUGCCCCGGCCCCGCUAUAACCAAAGGAACCGGCGGGCGGUAUUAAAGUUGGUAUUUCUCUA
Messenger RNA from Cygnus atratus (black swan), 2575 nucleotides. It is a transcript of the gene SHC1, whose product is annotated as SHC adaptor protein 1. Gene Ontology annotation, biological process: intracellular signal transduction; cell surface receptor protein tyrosine kinase signaling pathway. The record is from RefSeq and is a predicted model, not a curated record. The coding region runs from base 1 to 1851 and encodes 616 amino acids. Gene Ontology annotation, molecular function: receptor tyrosine kinase binding. Gene Ontology annotation, cellular component: plasma membrane. Lineage: Eukaryota; Metazoa; Chordata; Aves; Anseriformes; Anatidae. The transcript is spliced from 12 exons.